Molecule: messenger RNA, 633 nt
Organism: Hyphopichia burtonii NRRL Y-1933
Lineage: Eukaryota; Fungi; Ascomycota; Pichiomycetes; Serinales; Debaryomycetaceae
Product: acireductone dioxygenase (Ni2+-requiring)
Exons: 1
Coding region: 13-549 (178 amino acids)
Molecular function (GO): acireductone dioxygenase [iron(II)-requiring] activity
Source: RefSeq, a predicted model, not a curated record
CAAUAGGUGAAGAUGGUUGAGGUUUACUUACAUGAUAAUAAAGAUACCCCAGAAAACUUCACUGAUGCACACAAUUCUGGAGAAUCGGUUUCUUUGGAAGAAUUAUCCAAAAUUGGAGUUAUCUACCGUUAUAUUGAUAGCGAAGACAAAUUGAAUGAAUUAGCCAAGGAAAGAGAUUAUAAGAAUAGAGAUCAGGUGAGUCUUAACUUGGGAUCAUUUAAUGAUGAUAUUGAAGCUUUUAAUAAUAAAAUGGCCCAAUUUUAUAAAGAACAUUAUCACGAAGAUGAAGAAAUUAGAUAUAUUGUUAGUGGUGAAGGUUACUUUGAUGUUAGAGACCAAGGAGAUAAAUGGAUUAGAACUAAAUUAGUUGCUAAUGACUUACUUAUUUUACCUGCUGGUAUAUAUCACCGCUUUACUUUAACAAGUGCCAAAAGAGAUGUAAAAGCAGUUAGAUUAUUUAAAGAUGAACCAAAAUGGGAAGCCAUUAAUAGAGAUACUGGUAGAUUAAGCAGUGCUCGCGAGAACUAUGUCAAAACCGUUGCUGUAUAAUGUUCUCCCAACCUUAUUUAUUCUAUUUAUUUCUCUACAUACAAUUCUUGAUUAUUGUUAUUGAUUAUAUGACUUGAUGAAAUU